AUGUCACAGGAGGCCUCAGGGGCACCAGCAAUGCCAAGAGCAGGGCAUGGCCAGACUAAGGCCAAAGCACGGUUGCUUCUAGGUGCUGACAGGAAGAGGAACCGCCUCAGCAAGACAAGGCAGGACCUAUGGGACAGCACUAGCUGGAGUAAUCACAGACUGAGCAGAGCCACCUCUGCCCCUCGAGGGACCAGAGCUAAGGGAACAGCUCAUGGCAGGAGUGAAGCCUGCCCUGAGAACGCAGCACGGGAGCGGACCCGGGUGAGGACACUGCGCCAGGCCUUUUUGGCCUUGCAGGCUGCUUUGCCUGCCGUACCUCCUGACACAAAGCUUUCCAAGCUGGACGUGCUGGUGCUGGCCACAAGCUACAUAGCCCACCUCACCCGAACGCUCGGUCACGAGUUGCCUGGCCCUGCCUGGCCACCCUUCCUGCGUGGACUCCGGUACUUACACCCCCUCAAGAAGUGGCCCAUGCGAUCUCGUCUUUACGCAGGAGGCUUAGGAUGCUCUGGCCUCAAUUCCACCACAGCCACCGCUGCCAGCCAGAGAACCAGGGACGAAGAGGUGGGGUCCCAAGUCUCUGUAGCCACAGAUGUUCUUGUCGCCGAUCCAGUAUCUGCAGCUCUUGGUAACAAAUGACCAGCCCCUCAUCCUCUUCUCUCAGACUGUGACUCUCACGUAAGGACCCGGAUUUUCUACAGCUCUCCCUGUCUUUCCCCCUGACUCUCAGCCUUUGGAAUUGACUCAGGCUCAACUUUCAAGUUCAGGCUCGGCUUCCGGCAGGCAGAAGAAGCAAUGGUGACGUCAAUGGUGGAGAGUUCUGAGGGGACCCAGGAUGAAGAUCUUCACCUUUGGCUCUUAGGAGGAGACAUUCCUGGCACUUCUAGGGUAGUGGGCAGGAAGUGAAAGAGCAAAGUGUUUGAUGUGGUUUAAAGUCAAGCUAGGGAAUCACCCUCCUCUUACUUCCCUAGGCUUCUUCCCAGCGAGAAAACAGAAAUGACUCUGCAGGCUCAGGUGGAGGAGGCUAGGGUGGCGUUAGCCCCAGGCGCUCU
This is a messenger RNA of Microtus oregoni (creeping vole), 1052 nucleotides long. Its product is annotated as transcription factor 23-like. The record is from RefSeq and is a predicted model, not a curated record. Gene Ontology annotation, biological process: regulation of transcription by RNA polymerase II; developmental process. Gene Ontology annotation, molecular function: protein dimerization activity; DNA-binding transcription factor activity, RNA polymerase II-specific; RNA polymerase II transcription regulatory region sequence-specific DNA binding. NCBI's taxonomy places the organism in Eukaryota, Metazoa, Chordata, Mammalia, Rodentia, Cricetidae. The transcript has 3 exons. Bases 1 to 639 code for a protein of 212 amino acids.